AUAAUGCCUGAGGUGCGAGACCUCUCGGAUGCCUUGCCCGACUUGCCGAUGGAUCCCAUCACGGGUGUCGGUGUGGUUGCAUCCCGGAACCGAGCACCGACAGGUUAUGAUGUAGUUGCACAAACAGCAGAUGGCUUGGAUGCUGACCUCUGGAAAGAUGGCCUGUUUAAAUCCAAGGUCACACGAUACCUGUGCUUCACGAGAUCGUUUUCAAAAGAAAAUAGUCAUUUAGGCAACGUCUUGGUUGAUAUGAAGCUCAUUGAUAUCAAGGACACUUUACCCGUGGGCUUCAUCCCCAUCCAGGAGACCACUGAUACACAAGAAAUAGCUUUCAGAAAGAAGAGGCUGUGCAUUAAAUUCAUCCCUCGAGAUUCUACAGAGGCAGCGAUCUGUGAUAUCCGAAUCCUGGGUAGAUCUAAACAAGCCCCUCCUCAGUACACCUUCAUAGGGGAGUUGAACAACAUGGGCAUUUGGUACCGGAUGGGCAGAGUUCCACGCAACCAUGAAUCUUCACAGCCUGAAACUCCUCCUUCCCAAGUACCAUCUUCAACACCAGCUCCUAACCUGCCAAAGUAA
Molecule: messenger RNA, 576 nt
Organism: Opisthocomus hoazin
Lineage: Eukaryota; Metazoa; Chordata; Aves; Opisthocomiformes; Opisthocomidae
Source: RefSeq, a predicted model, not a curated record